This is a messenger RNA of Plasmodium fragile, 216 nucleotides long. RefSeq lists its product as uncharacterized. The record is from RefSeq and is a predicted model, not a curated record. The coding region runs from base 1 to 216 and encodes 71 amino acids. NCBI's taxonomy places the organism in Eukaryota, Apicomplexa, Aconoidasida, Haemosporida, Plasmodiidae. The transcript has a single exon.
AUGAACCACAAACAUUUUCAUUCUUAUGUUCAAUCUAAUUAUAACUUUAAUUAUCAUUCUAAUUAUAAUUUUAAUUAUUACUUUAAUUAUCACUUUAAUUAUUACUUUAAUUAUCACUUUAAUUAUUACUUUAAUUAUCACUUUAAUUUUACAUCGCCCCUUGAUGACCUGAACACCUUUUCUGUCUUACUAAACUAUUCAUGCACCGAAAAGUAA